AUGUUAUUGGAAAAAAGGCUAUUCUUGUUUUGUAAAGUGCUCGUCUUCUUUAUAAAUGCAUAUGGUGCCAGUGAAACGAAGAAUACCACCAACGCGUUAGCAGAACAUGAACUUGGAGGAACUAUAGGAAAUAAACGGGUUAGUUCCUUUAGUCAUUGGGCUAGUUUGCUACAACGAGAGUACCUUUUAAUUUUAGCAGAAGUUCGUUCAUAUAAAUACUCUAACUAUAAUACAUAUUGUAUAUGAAUGUAAGCCUCAUCGGGUUAAUAUAUGAUCCUAACUUGCGUUGCGCGUAUUGUAUGUUUUAAUAAGAACUGACAUUGUUUGUAUUUUCUCGCAAGAUGUCAAUACUGGUACCAAAGGGAAGCAAGUCGGAAAAAACCUUGUGACCUUUUUCUUCGUAGAAUUAAAAAAUGAGAAAAUGUCACAUUUUAAAUAUAAUCUUAAUUAGCACUGGUCAAUCAUGACCAUAAUCAAAUUUAGUUUGAUCAAUCAGGUGAUAGCUGCUCAGAAGAUUACUAUAAAACUUAUUUUACAAGUUGUAAACACCAAUCGAAUUUAGCCAAUCAGAAGCAAACAUGACAAAAAUAGUGACAUAGCAACAUUGUUGUACAAUUUUGCAGCAAACUAAACCGAAGGCAGCUAAUAUUUGACAGAAACGCGUACAAUAUCACAAGAGGAUUUCCGCAAUUUUUUUUUUAAUUUCUUUUUUUCUACUUCUGGCAAGGACAAGUUAGGGAAAAUCCGUCCACUCCGCUGGAAAAAACAAUGCUAUAAAAUUAAUAAAUUACCAAGUUUGAAGGUGAUUUGCUGAAAACUAACGAAGAUGGAGCUCCUCAAAGUCGCGAAAUUUUACAGAAAAAAUUCAGUUCAGUUCAGUUCAUAUAUUUUAGUUUGUUAUAUAGUCAAGAGGGAUUUAUAAAACGGGGGGUGGUAUGUUUGCAGAUAUUUAAAAACGUUGAAACACCUCGUCGAUAUUGAAGCGCACGAAUAAUCUUUAUAGUGAAAGUUUGAACCGUUAACAUAGUUUUUUAACUGAGGUGCUCUUUCCAGUUGUGUCAAUCGAUUUUUCCUAACAGCUAGCGCAUGUCGAAACUUGAAAAAGCUGGGAUGGGUCUUUUUUACCCUUAAAGUACUCUUACUAGCUUCCUGUACCCUGUAUAACAGCGCAGUUUACCCAAGGCUCCUACCAAUAACUAAAAGUGAUUUUGCCUUUCUUUCUUCCUUUCUUAUUUUUUUUUUUAUAAAUAGCAAUUUAUUUCUGGCUUGCCUCCUCAUAUGUCACCUUGGCAUUUCCGAGCUAUGGUGGAGGCUGGUACCGAAGAGUGUAGCGUCAAUAAGGACUGUCCAAAAGGAAGAUUUUGUGACGUUCACACGUGUAGGGCCUGUGUACACGAGAAUGCAGCUUGCCAUUUUAUAGGUGAGAACAUGUCAGCACAUGUUAAAUCGAGUUAUCACGACGCGACCAUGACAAAUGGCCCUUUGAGCUAUGACCAUGCAGACAACUUCUCUUAAGAACGCAAACACAUACAAACUUAUUUCUUCAUAGGUUUCUUCCACAAGUGAAGAACGCAAACGAUUAUCUUAAAAGACUCGACCCUCUGAGCAGUUCUUCCUUAUGCGAACAGCCGUGAACGGAUACGUUUGUAUGCAUUGUAUACCAAGUCAAAAACACUCUUGUGGACAUUGUCUUCUAUUAAUUAAGGGUCAGUAAAUUGCGAAAAUCAGUUCCCCGAGUUUAGUUAAACUUCAUGAUCACUGCAAUUGUGAAACUUAUACAUUCUGAUCCACAACUGAAAUGUCCCCUGAACUAAAGGACGAAGAAAUAUAUAUAAUAUAUUUUUUCCCAAGGUGUUUCAAGCCGCUGUUAAUUGUUUAUGGUGAUUUGUUCCAUUACUAACUUUCAAUCUUGGAAAACAUCGGCCUGACUUUUUUAGUCCACUAUCCCUGUUCGAUCCUUUAGCCAUAGAACCCAACACUGAUCGUUUUAAUUUCAUGAUCUAGCUACUAGCAAUCGGUAACAUUUAGCAAGACUAGACCUGGACUAAAUAUCUGGUAGCACUUAUAGUCUUCGUUACGUUGCUGCUCAUGAGAAUUUAAUGGAUGAUUAUUUUUGUUUCUAAACCAAAUUAGGAACGUGUUGCGAGGGCUUCACUUGUCAAUAUGGCCACUGUACCAAGGGUGUAAAGGAAGGAGAGCCCGGAACGUAUUGCGACAGGACUUCGGACUGCCUCGGUAAAGAGUCGUGUUGCGUUCGGGAAAUUUCCAUCAACCCACACACAUCUCUAUGCAAACCACUGUUGGAUGAAUUUGAGUCAUGUGGUCCAAUCAACUUAUUCCAUCACAUUUAUAACGGAGGAAUGGUGGAACCGGACUGCGGGCCGUGCAAAGCAGGACUGCAAUGUAAAAAUGUUGGGUACGUUAUCUGUUGA
This is a messenger RNA of Porites evermanni, 2432 nucleotides long. NCBI's taxonomy places the organism in Eukaryota, Metazoa, Cnidaria, Anthozoa, Scleractinia, Poritidae. The record is from the annotation of a GenBank genome assembly.